This is a messenger RNA of Saccostrea cuccullata (small rock oyster), 1742 nucleotides long. RefSeq lists its product as uncharacterized. Gene Ontology annotation, biological process: DNA recombination; DNA integration. The transcript has 3 exons. Bases 364 to 1710 code for a protein of 448 amino acids. Lineage: Eukaryota; Metazoa; Mollusca; Bivalvia; Ostreida; Ostreidae. The record is from RefSeq and is a predicted model, not a curated record. Gene Ontology annotation, molecular function: DNA binding.
AUAGUUGCCCCCUUUUGGAACCCCCGUUGAUUUAACCCUGUGUUGAGCCCGAGGAAAUAUGAGCCAAGUAGAUGGCGCAUUAUCCAAUGAGAAUUAAAUAAAGAGUCACGUGGUUUUGUUAUUAUUGCCAAACAUUGAUUCGAGGACACACGUUUUUAGUCCUUUGGAGCCCCUUUGGAUUUUAAUUGAUCUUGCAUUUGUAUCCAUUAUUGGACUCUGAAAAUUCAAAGAUGCCAAGAGGCAAUCCAGGUGUAAAGCGCAAGGCGACAACGGACGCCACAAGAUCUAAAAGUAAAAAAGAAAACAGCUGUUACAGUAAGAAGCACUCCGUCAGAGUCUCACGAAAGGGACGCGGACCCACCGAUGACCUUUAAUGCCUUGUCCUCGGCAAUCAACUAUGAGGAACUGGCAAGACAUAUCGUGAGGGAACAGGACAAAGUGAGAGCAUCCCAGUCUACAGUCUCGGCUGUCACUCAAGACGCAGUGAACUCCACCACAACAAACAAUGUCAAUCAAACUGCCACGCAAAAUCCGGAAGGAUCUCAGACUCCAACCAAUGCAGCUAAAGAAAGUGGUUCCUCAGGUGCGGUCCAGGCCAGCAUACCUACUUCCAAUGCUCAACUCGCUGACGCUACCAAAUCAACACCUGAAAACUCGGACAAUGUUAACACAAUUUUAGACGCUAUUUUUAUGCGAGGCAGCCCGGCAGUUGGCACCACAUCUGGUGGAAGAUCAAACACCCAUACCAGGCUGUCUGCUGCACAUUUGACCAGUGAGGCACAAUCUCUACUCUCCGCAUCAUUAUCAUCUUCCACACAAGCAGCAUACAGAAGAUCAUGGCAGCUCCUUCAAUCAUUUCAAGUUAAUACAUCAUUACCAUUACAGGUGGCAGAUAUUUGCAACUUCAUUGCUCAUCUCCAUGGCUCCCAUUUUAGUGCAAGUACAAUAUCUUCUCAUAUAUCAGCACUAAGCUAUGUUUACAAGCUACUUGGUUUACCUGACCCUACACAAAUGUUUAUUGUCAAAACAAUAUUAAGAGGUAGUCACAAAUUGUCUCACACUGCAGAUUCACGCCUUCCAAUUACUAUAGAUAUUUUAGAACAAAUUAUUAAGGCUCUGCCAAGUACUGUCCCUGUUUUGGACCAUCAUAUCAUGUUAAAAGCCCUUUUCUUACUCUGUUUUCAUGCAUUCCUUAGGAUGGGUGAGGUUACUGUGAAGCAGGGUGCUGCCCACAACAAGGUCAUUCAGGUGCAAGAUAUAACAUUUCAAUUCAAAGAUCAAAAGCCCUGCAGUGUUCAGUUAGUUUUGCGUCACUUUAAAACUCAAAAGAUGAAUGAGCCUAUAAUAAUUUGCUUAGAGAGUUCUGCCAAGUCAGAAAUAGGUCCUGUCAAUGCAUUAUAUGUUUAUCAGUCUCGAUAUUCACAUCGCUCAGGCCCACUUUUUCAAUUUAAAGAUGGCACACCACUUUCAUAUAAUUAUGUUUCCAAGCAACUUGCAGCCUCAGUAAAAUUUACAGGUCUGAAUCCAGCAUUAUACAAAGGUCAUAGUUUCCGAAUUGGAGCUGUAACUUAUGCUGCUCAAAAAGGGUACUCCGAGAAUUAUAUACAGCAACUGGGUCGUUGGAACUCUAAUGCUUUGAAGCGUUAUAUUCGAAUCCCUGCUUUCUGUUUGAUAUCCUUGUCCGUAGUUACUACCCAAUGUAAUACUUGAUAAUAGGUCAGUGUUUUACUGCUAUCUUACUA